Molecule: messenger RNA, 1088 nt
Organism: Thlaspi arvense
Lineage: Eukaryota; Viridiplantae; Streptophyta; Magnoliopsida; Brassicales; Brassicaceae
Source: the annotation of a GenBank genome assembly
AAUAAACCAAUAUACACACAAAGAAAAGAACAACUCCCGAUGCUGCAUUAUUUGGUUUAUAAAUCUUUUUUUUUUCUCUUUCUUUAUUCCAAGAAAUAUGAGUAAAGAAGACACACCCAAUUAUUUAAGGGCAUUCUCUCAUAAAAAGUUAAAUAAAAAAAGAAGAGAAACCACGAAAUCCUGCUGAGAUCUGCCAUUGCUAAACCUCUCAACCCAUGGAUCCUUGUAAUAAUCCUAAGAAAACAAGACACCAGAGUCAUAUGUCUGAAGAAAGAGAGGAAACGAAGAAGAAGAAGAUGCUUCUCCAUCGCAACAUCGAACGGCAAAGAAGACAAGAAAUGGCCAUCCUUUUUGCCUCUCUUCGUAGUCAACUACCUCUCCAAUACAUCAAGGUUUAUAGCUCUCUUUCUUCGCAGGGAAAGAGAGCAAUGUCAGAUCAUGUAAACGGAGCAGUAAAUUUCAUCAAGGACACGCAAAACCGGAUACAAGAUCUAGCCGCAAGAAGAGACGAGCUAAAGAGAGAACUUCGUCCGAUUUGUUCGGACCCUAGUAGUCAAACCGGAUCCGGAUCUGGAUCUGGUUCAAGUACAUCGGAUCCAACUAGUGUCAUGGUGCAACCGUGCCUGAGCGGCAUCGAGGUGGUUGUGAAUAGCUCAGCAUCAGGUCUCGAGGCUUGGCCACUCUCAAGAGUUCUUGAGGUUCUUCACGAGCAAGGACUUGAAGUCAUUAGCUCUUUAACCGCAAGAGUCAAUGAGAGGCUCAUGUACACUAUACAAAUCGAGGUAAAUAGCUUUGUAUGCUUCGACUUAGCUUGGUUGCGGCAGAAGCUCAUUGAGGAGUUGACACUUUCGACGACCGGGUACUGAAAAUUAAACAUUUCUCCUAAGAACAUUUUCGUCAAAUGAUCCUUUUUGUCCCCAUUUCUUUGUUUUAGUUUCUGUAGGAUUGUUUUUCUUUUGGUCUUUCUCUUCUUGGAGUGUAUUUUUGUGCAAAGAUGAUCGAAUCAGCCAAUUUCUAAACUCACUUUCAUGCCUCUAUAUAUAAAUAUAUAUUAAGUAUCUUUUUACUAUUAAUGAAUUCUUCUACUG